Molecule: messenger RNA, 4263 nt
Organism: Ictalurus punctatus (channel catfish)
Lineage: Eukaryota; Metazoa; Chordata; Actinopteri; Siluriformes; Ictaluridae
Gene: ptpn1
Product: protein tyrosine phosphatase non-receptor type 1
Exons: 10
Coding region: 215-1534 (439 amino acids)
Biological process (GO): protein dephosphorylation
Molecular function (GO): protein tyrosine phosphatase activity
Source: RefSeq, a predicted model, not a curated record
UGGGGAUUUUGGGCACGCGCGCUCUCUGAUUGGUUACUGGUGUGAACCCGGGGGCGAUGCGCAGAGUCAGCGCUGUAGUGCGGCGGUGCGGGAGGAGCGUGCGGCGUGUUUCCGAGUCCGUGUGAUUGGUCGCUGUUUUUCUAACCGGUCCUGCGUACCCCACAGGGAGUGACGGAUCGGCAGUAGUGGAGCGGGCGGUUAAAUAAACACGGCGAUGGAAGCCGAGUUUCGGGAAAUUGAUGAAUCCGAGAACUGGAACGCCAUUUACCAGGAAAUCAGACAACAGUCAAGUGAACUGCCGUGCAAGGUUGCCAAACUUCCAGAAAACAGAAGCCGCAAUCGCUACAGAGAUGUCAGCCCAUUUGACCACAGUCGAAUUCAUCUUCAGCUCGGCAGCAACGACUACAUCAAUGCCAGUCUGAUCUCCAUGGAGGAGGCGCGGAGAAGCUACAUUCUCACUCAGGGUCCUUUACCUACCACAUGUGGGCAUUUCUGGGAGAUGGUGUGGGAGCAGAGGACUCGUGGAGUAGUCAUGCUGAACCGUGUCAUAGAGAAGGGCUCGGUGAAAUGUGCGCAGUACUGGCCACAGAGGGAGGAGCGAGAAGCCAUUUUCGAGGACACAAACUUCAAGCUUACUCUUGUCUCGGAGGACGUGAAAUCGUACUAUACAGUCCGGCAGCUGGAGCUGGAGAAUCUUUCAACUCAGGAAACCAGAGAGAUUCUUCAUUUUCACUACACCACCUGGCCUGACUUCGGAGUGCCCGAGUCUCCUGCCUCUUUCCUCAACUUCCUGUUCAAGGUGCGAGAGUCAGGCUGUCUAAACUCAGAUCAAGGGCCUGUGGUGGUCCACUGCAGCGCUGGCAUCGGUCGCUCCGGAACCUUCUGCCUUGUAGACACCUGCCUCCUACUGAUGUCUCUGCGGAAAGACCCAUCUUCAGUCCAGAUCAAGGAUGUUCUCCUGGAGAUGAGGGGGUACCGGAUGGGUCUAAUCCAAACAGCAGACCAGCUCCGAUUCUCCUACCUCGCCGUCAUAGAGGGUGCUAAGUGCAUCAUGGGAGACACUUCUAUCCAGGAGUCAUGGAAGGAAUUGUCAAAUGAGGAAGAUCCUCCCCCAGAGUUCACUCCCCCUCCUAGGCCACGUCCACCAAAGCCUCCCUACAACGGACCCCAGUCCACGCCCCAGUUUUUCCCUGAGGAUGAUAUUAUACAGGCCAAAAACGUCAUCUACACACACAGUGCUCCUUCAGAACCGGAGUUUCGCAGACGGACGGUGGCAACACUAGCGGCUUCAGCACCAGCGGAGUUUGAGACGCCAACACUGCCCACCGACGAGCCUGAUGAUGCCAGCGCCCCGAAGCCAAGCGACCCGGUCACCACAACGACAGAAGCGCCGCCCAAACCGUCAAGGUCACCACCAGAGAAAAGGCCUGUGGGACAGUGGAACCCCCUGCUGGUUAGCGUGUGUCUGUGCACGCUGUCUGUAGCCAGUGUAGUUGCUCUGGGAACAUACUGUUACCGCACUUACUUUCACUGAUGAUUUUUAUCUCUCUGUCUCUCUCUUUUACUCUCUCUCUGUCUGUCUUCCUGCUUCUCUAGCUCACUCUCUCUCUCUCUCUCUCUCUCUCUCUCUCUCUCUCUCUCUCUCUCUCUCUCUCUCUCUCUGUCCCUCCCUCUGUCUGUUGUUAGUGUGAGGUUGGCCGAAUAGAUUCUACUGGCCAGCCAGCUCUCUCUACCUCCUUUGAGAGAGAAAGAGAGAGAAUUAGAUGAAAGAGAUGGGGGAGAGAGAGAGAGAUUGAGAGGGACAGACACCUGCCAUCAAGCCCUGUCUCUCUUAGUUUCAAAAUUUUCCCCACUUCUUUUCCCUACACAGUUUGGGGAAGGAUGUAGAGAAAAGACUUUCUUAGGCAAACUGCUGUACCCUAUUACACGACACAAACACACCACACACACAAGCAGUCUGUCUGUUCGAUAGCUCAGGGCCUCACAUUUCAGGUGUCCCCCAAAUAUGACAUCCAGGUUUUACUUAUCCAAAUAAUCCCUUUUAUUAUUGCUGCAAUAAGCAAGGGAAUGUGUGUGUGUCUACUGUGUGUGUGUGUGUGUGUGUAUAUAGAGGAUGUCUGUUUUUGUGUCAGAGUAAUAGGUUGUGUGAAUACAUGUGUCACAGUUCAUGUCAACGUUUUGAGGAAAAAAAAAUCACUGCAGUUUGAGUACACCAUAACUGCCACACAUGGACUCCUGUGGCUUUGGCAAUCUGUUUAGCCUUUUCCAAAUAUACAGUGUUUGUUUCUCUUCUGUUUUUCUGCUAAGCUUUAAUGAUGCCCCUUGCAAAGCUCUGAGUUUUGUGUGUGUGACGUGUGAGUGGGGAGAGGAGGGAGUGGUAUCGAGUCCACUCUGAAAGCAAUCUUGCCAGCCAUGAAAUAAAGGUUUAUGUUCUUCCUGCCCAAUGCAAGGGCUCACAUUUGCACUUAGCCUGUUCUGAAAACGAAACAUCAUAAUUGAAAUAUCUUGAUCAAAGAUAAGACACCAGCGUGUCCAUCCUACUCAUUUGCAUGGAUUUGCUUUAGUUCUUACAGAAACUCACGGAAUGUGGUGUUUUUGUUUCUCUACAUUGGAUUUUCUUCCAUUUUUUUUCCCACUUUUUUUUUUAUACAACUUGUCCAAUUUUCCAUCCAUCUUGUAAACAUUGGAUCAACAUAUUCAGGGACAUUCACCUCGUUUGUAUGCUGUAGUCCAGCUCCCUGAAAGCUUUUCUGGCUCAGACCCAUGUCAUGUCUUGGGAAGGGGGACGGGGGGGGGGGGGGGGGGGAUGUUCUGAACGUUACUUAAACGUUAUUUCAGGGUUAUGACUCUGUAACCUUUGCAGGCCGCAUUUACGCACAAAACCACCAGGUCCCCCAAUGAGGACAUGCCCUGGCUUGAUACCAAACCCAGUUCUGCAUUUGCAAUCAUAGCACAUUGGAGGUAGUGUAAAAAUGUUUAUAAAGCUUUAACUUCAACGCAUCAUAUAGCCACCAGGAGGCAGCAUUGAGUUCUGCUUAUCAGGAAAAGCAUCCUUUUAAGGGGUUUGGUCAUCAUUUCCUCCUCUUCUUACUCCUUCCCUAGCAAUAUGUAAAUCCAUCUGUGUGUCUUAGAAAUGGCUGUUCUUGGGAUGCAGCUUGUAGUUUGUAAUGGCAGCUCCGACGUCUGGUUUCUUCGCCAAACGGCAACGUAGAUAAAUGAUUUUUUUCCCCUUCUGCUUGAGAGUAUAUGAUUUCCACUUCCCAUGUUUUGUUCUUUGUGACAACUUUUGGAUGUUCUGAAAGCCGUUUAGGAAUUUGUGUCAUUUGUAUACUCCAGACAACCUAAAAUGAAUAAAAUUAAAUAUGAUAAAACAUGGAAAUAAAAAAGAAAUGGUGCGAGUAAUAUGCUUUGGUCAUCCCUGCAGUUUUCUGCUCAGCUGUGUGAAUAAAACAUAAGUUUUGCUCAUUGUUGGUUAAUCUGGAACAGUUGUUUGAGAGAGUCAUGGGUGGUUUUUCGUUGUUGUCUAAAUUCCAAUUUACGCAUAUAUCUCUUUAAAUGAUAAAACAUUGGAAUAAAUUAAACCAGACAUUAAUGACUGAAUUGAAAUGGGCAUGGAUUAAAGCAGGAGUCUAAUCAGUUUAGACGUACAUUGGGGGGGGUCCCCCUUCAAUAUGUUUUCUUUCAAUGAACUCGGUCUUUUGUACCUUUUUUUUUUUGUGUGUAGCUGCCUCUUUCUAAUCAGUCCAAUAAGACUUUUGAUUGUAUUUCUUCUCUCUGCUGGGAAAAAAUGAUUGUGUUCAUCCACUGCAGCUCUACCUUUUGGAUUCAUGGUUCGAGUGCUAAGGUCCAGUUUAAUCUAGUCCCCAUUACACAAUGCCCAGUUCUUGUGUCCUGUUCUGUGUCCUCUAGAAUGUAAUAACCUCUUCAUGGACGUCCUCUUGUUAUACCUGUUAUAAUAGGUUGCUUUGUGCCAGGUAUAGCACUUGAGUGUGUGAGUGUGUAUGCCAAUGUGUGAUUUAUAUUUUUGGACUGACAAACUAAAAUAAACAAAAAACCCCCCACCUUUUUGGCAUCUUUUUUUAAUGGUUAUGUCAUCUUACUUUUUUUUUUUUUUUUUUUUUAAAAAAAAAAAAAAAAAAAAAAGGGGAAAAAAACUACUGCUUUGUUGUGGUUGGAUCUGAUUUGCAUUGGAGAAUUUUUUUUGUGCUUUUUUUUAUCUUAAGACUGAAAAACAAACGUGUUAAUAAAAUCAUAUGUCUUACA